Molecule: messenger RNA, 3167 nt
Organism: Sardina pilchardus (European sardine)
Lineage: Eukaryota; Metazoa; Chordata; Actinopteri; Clupeiformes; Clupeidae
Gene: ark2n
Product: arkadia (rnf111) N-terminal like PKA signaling regulator 2n
Exons: 5
Coding region: 264-1295 (343 amino acids)
Source: RefSeq, a predicted model, not a curated record
ACAAAAAUUACUCAAACUCCGGCUAGUGGGGACAUUUUGAAUUGACCAAAGUGAUACGGCAUUCGAAAGAGUCUGUGAAAAACUUAAAAACUUAAGGCUUCAAUUGCAUCUGGCCUAUGCAUUGUUGAUGUUUGAUGAUUGACUGAAAGGAGAAGAUCCAGUAGGAUGGUGAAGAGCUUAGACACUUGAGGGCUUUUUUAUAUCCCAGGCAAGCUCAUCCCACCAAGAGCCUGUCUCAGACGCCCCGCCACACCCUAUCGAGCAUGGCCAGUCAGGAGAAGGAGGCGGAGACUCUCCCUGAGUGCAGCACGGAGGACACGCCUCUAAAGUCCGAGACCACGCCCACCAGCUCCCCGCCGGGCGAGGAGGCCGCGGGGAGCACGCUCUCGGAGAGCUGCUCGGCCGGCCUGCUCUCCAUGCCCUGCCUGCUCAAGGACCUGCGGCCCCAGACCACGAGCUCCAGCGGGGGCACGACGCGGGCGCACGAGGAGAGCGACUCCUCCCCCUGCCUGCUCUCGCCGUCCUCCUCCGGCCACCUGGGCGACUCGGACACGCAGUCGUCGGCGGAGGAGGGCACGGCGCGCCACACCGCCGGGCCCGGGCCGGCGGCGGCCGGCUCCGUGGCCGCGGGGGGGGACGCGGCGGCCCCCGGCAGGAAGUCCCGGCGCUCGCACUCGGAGAGCGACACGCCCAACGCCUCCAUGGCGGCCAAGAAGAACCGGUGCCAAGAGCGGCAGGCCAACGGGCGGGUGCGCGUGCGCGGCCACCGGAGCCGGCUGCAGAAGGAGCGCAUGCGCAUGCGCCGGCAGAAACGGGAGGCGGCCGCCAGGCGCAAGCCGGACCUGCUGCAGGACAGCAGCACGUCCGACAGUGACAUCACCGCACAGUCGUCGUCAUCUUCGUCGUCAUCGUCAUCGUCGUCAGACAAUGAGCAUGGUGCUGGCAUCAAUUCACACACACCAGUUGGCCCAGAUGUGGUGGGGCAUUAUGACCUAUCAGACACCCACUCAGAGCAGGAGCCGCCUUCUUCACACCCCCACUCACUGGCCCCCUCAGGUGAGGCAGAGGCGAAGAAGCCGCAGGUGAGUCGACCCUCCUCCGACAGUGAAGUGGAGAUUGUCGGCGUUCAGGAGAAUCCCAGGUUUCCACGUGGAGGCGUCAUCCAGUCUCUGUCCUCCUGGAAGACGGGGGCCAAGCCCACGUGGAACACAAACCCCAGCCAGUCCGGCUGGGCGCCACCCUCAGAAGUGGUGGAUUUGACACUGGAGGAGGACAGACAGAGAUACCUGCUGUGACACACACAUACAAACACAAACACACACAUAUAGCUACUGUAACAGACGCCCUCAAACACACAGAAACCUGCUGUAACACACACACACACACACACACACAACCCCUACCUGCUUUACAACAUGCUCACACACUCACGUGUGUGUCCCUUUACAUUGACAACUGCAGUAAAACCCACAAUGUUUUGUACAGUCCCAUUGAUUCUAAUGGGUGCAUACACUACAUAUCAAAAACACAUGGAGCAAACACAAACACAAACACACACACACACACACACACACACACUGCUUUGACACGCAGACAUUUACUUACACAAGCACAUUGACGCUUUGAGGUGUGUGCACUGAUCAGUACUAGCCUGGGUCCUCCUUAUCUUCCUUUAUACCCGUGUCAGGUCUUAGCUAAUAAGCAAUAUGAUUGUGUGUGUAUGUAUGACCAAGUGAGGGCCCCAUAAUAAGCUGCUGCUUGAGGAAUGUAUGUGUAGUUGUGUGUGUGUGUGUGUGUGUUUGUGUGUGUUUGUGUCUCUGUCUGUCUGUCUGUCUGUCUCUGUCUGUCUGUCUCUGUCUGUCUGUCUGAGUGAGAGAGACAGGGAAAAGGAUAUAUACUCUUUAAGAAGCUGCUGCACGAGUUGUUUGAAAUGCAGAGGCUCGAGACGAUGAAUUUUUGUUGUCGCUGCUGCACUUUAGAGACUUCACAAUCAUGAAUUCACAAUCAUGAUCGGGCGUACACUCUCAGAAAAAGAAAAAAACACAGGCUAACCUGUAAGGAGGGUUUCGCUCGUUCUCACCUGAGAGAACCUGAAUGGGUUGUCAAGUAGAACAUGGCUCUAGUACGCUCUCCCUCAUUCACACACACACACACACACACACACACACACACACACACACACACUCACACACUACACACCUCCUCCUGGAGUGCAAGUGCUGUUUGCCUUGAAGAUAACUAAGCAGAUUAUUUUCCCUUUUUAAAUUAUGUACAGACCCUCUGUUCCUGGUACUCACACUGUUAUUGUCACAUUAAGCAUAGUUUUGACCAGCUCUAACAAUUAGACUGCCAACGGUCCAGCUGGAACUCUUAGAUAACAAAGCUUUUUUGCCUUUUAUUCUUCCUCUUAUCUUCAAUUGACGAUUGUUUUGUUUUGCAUUAAGACUGUCAUGUUGAUGCCGGGUCAUAUGACAACCUCUCUGUAUGAAUACUGUGGCAUUUGAGGGGGAGACAUGCACUUGGAUAUUUAGAGGCUUAAAAGCUGUACAAACUGCUCAAGCUGUACGCAGUGGGAAAUGCUUAGGGAAUUGUGUAUGUGUAGUGGAGAACAAGGGGGUGGAUUUAUAUACUUUGAGUCAUACUUUAACAGACUGAUGAACCAGACAGCACUUCAGCAUCAUGUCAUUACAUUUCAUUUUUUUUCUUGUCUCAGUUCUCAUGGAAGGCAUUGUUUUGCCCUGUGUCUGUGUGUGUGUGUGUGUGUGUUUGUGUGUGUGUUUUGAAUGUGUGUGUGUUUGUGUAUGCAUGUGUGUGUGAGUGCUAAAUAGGGUUGCAAAUACUUGCUCCUACCUGUGUGAACUCCUGAUUUGUGUGUACUUGCCACGUGUGUGUUCCUGUAUUGUUUGUGGGUACCAGUCAAUCGCAGAUAUAAAUUCAUGUGUCACUAUGUUUUGUACUUACCAUCAUGUUUUCUGAUCUCCUACACACAUUCGAAAAGUGAUUUCUCUUUGCUGUUUUUGUUGUAGUAACUCUGAAGGGACUGUGAGAACCCUGAAAUUCCUUAGUACUGAUUGCAGGUGUUUCUGAGCAUUUAAAACAUCAGGGCCCAAACAUGUAAACAAAUGCAACAAAAACAAAGAACAAAGAUACAAGACGCAAAUAAUGCA